Molecule: messenger RNA, 2198 nt
Organism: Cuscuta campestris
Lineage: Eukaryota; Viridiplantae; Streptophyta; Magnoliopsida; Solanales; Convolvulaceae
Source: the annotation of a GenBank genome assembly
GUCGGUUGCCACAUCACUCUUGGCGCCAAAACCCUAAGAUAUAGCCGCGCUGCAUCUCUGCUUCUUCUUCUCCCCAACAAAUCUUCCGUCAAUUCCAAUCUUCCGUCCGGUCUGAUGAAAAUGGACGCCACCGAAUCGCUGCUUCAGUCCUUCCGAUCGAAGAAGGUGCUGCGUUCGAGUUCGAAGUCGGAUCCGUCGCCGGCGAUUGAAGUUCCGGCUGGGGAUCCGUGGAGUUCUAAGACCCCUGAGAAGCCCGUCAAUGCUUCUCGCCGGAUCCAGAACCGCAACGCCGCCUUCUCUCUGAGUCAGGUCAGAAAGGCAGCUCAUAAUCUCCUCAAAUCAGAUCCGGAACCAUCUGCUCAAGGCGAUCCAAUUUUGAGGUCGGACGGAGAUGGGGUCGAUUGCCGUCCUCAAUCUUCCGCUGUAAAGACUAAGAAGCCUAACCGUUCAGCAAAGCUUCCAGAAAAGUAUGAGAUGUUGGCCAAGUUUUUCAAGGGCCUGGAUAGUUCUAUUAGGCUACUACAGCUUAAAGCUUCAUUGUUAUCAUUUAAGAAUAUUAAACCUGCAGUGGAGACAUUGACUGAUAGGACGUUUACUCACAGUCACGUAGCACAGAUGAAGUUCAUUUUACCGGAGGCCAUUGAGUUAACGAAGGUCCUUCUGCAAGAUGAAUCUACACUUUGUAUGAAAUCUGAUCUUGUUAUUACUCUAAACCCUAAUGCAGUUGUGGGCGAAGGAAAGGUGAAAUCAGGCAAUGCUAAUCUAGAGUUGUCUAAUAUAUUCCGAAAGCGCCUUUUGGAUUAUCUAGAAGCCCAUCCAGAGGAAGAUGACAUUCCAGAGGGUGAAUUGCCAGAACCAUUCAAUAAGUCAAAGCAUGACACUCUGAGUAAGGCACCAAGGAUUGUAGAUGCACCCAAUGAUGCUGUUUCUGAACAGAAGCACAGCGUGUGCUCCAGUCUGUCAAAGCCACCAGCUUCUGCCUCACAUCUUUCUCAAUCUUUUAGGCCGCGCUUUUCUCGACGCAACACCCUUUCCAUGAAAGAGGAAACUAAGUCAGACCAAACUGUUUCUGAGAGGAAACCUUAUGAGACUCCUAACUCUCAUCAAUCAGAAUGUGUCGCAAAACCAAAAAGUACCAGCUGCUCAUCCCAUUUAGAAACUCCCAUAAAGGACGCUCGUCCCUCCAAAGUUGAAAAGGUAACACCAGCUAAACUUGUAUCCACACCAGCAAAAGUGAUGACUUCCACUCCUGCUCUUGCUCCUCCUCCUAAGAGAUGCUAUAUGAGUCCUGAGGAUGAUUCAGCUAAGUCCCCAAACAAACUGGCUAGGCGCUCUUCCAGGGGAAAACUGGUCUUUGACACGCCAGUAAAGGAUGCCAGCAGUGCCGAUCAAGUCAGUGAGAUUGGAACAUGUUCUUUGGAUUACCAAGAUUUAUUGGAUGUUCUUCCUGAGAAUCUUUUGCAAUCGAUCAGAGAAAAAGAAAGGAAGGCAACAAUAGAAAGAAGUCCUGCAAUCUCACAAGCAAAGUGGAGGAAACAAAUGAUUGCAAGCCUACCAAAAAUGUUUGAUACAAUUUACUGUCUAUUUCAUUCCAUCCAGCGUUCGGUCAUCACAAAGAAGGAGCUUAUGCACAAAGUACUCGCGAACCAAAUUGACAUUGCCGAUGCCAGAGAAGCUGAAGAGCAGCUCAGAUUACUGCUUGAAUUUGCACCAGAAUGGAUAUAUGAAAAGAUGGCAUCAAGUGGAGAUCUCCUUGUUUGUGUAAACAAGAUGCAAUGCCCCAGCUCAAUCCGGGCCAGACUGCUAGAUGCAAAGUGAGGAUGGAAGGCUACUCUUUUUUGGGUGUGUAAAUAAUGGAGUAUAAUUUUAAUCUUGGAAUCAAACUUCUUAGGACAUAGUGGUGCUUCUCCUAGAUGAAGAGGAGGUGGAGCCACUCGCCGCCGCUAGUCAUCCCACCCUCUGCAUCUCAGGCUGUUCUUCAAAGCCUUGGACUAAGAGCAUCGAGAUUUGGGAGGAGGCCGAGAGAGAUGAAGCUUGUUCAAUGCAGGUUGCUCGUGGUAGUUAUUUCUCUAGUUUAAAACUUUAAUAACUAUGGUGUAAAUUUUUUGUAGCUUCUACUUUCUCUCAGAUGUUUUUUUAUUUAUCCGAAUUCGAGGGGAAGCAUUAUAUUGGUUUCGUAAGAAAGGAACAAUAUGUAC